Molecule: messenger RNA, 789 nt
Organism: Plasmodium malariae
Lineage: Eukaryota; Apicomplexa; Aconoidasida; Haemosporida; Plasmodiidae
Product: Plasmodium exported protein, unknown function
Exons: 2
Coding region: 1-789 (262 amino acids)
Source: RefSeq, a predicted model, not a curated record
AUGGAGGGUAAACAAUUCAAUAAUAGAAAAAUUUCAGUCCUUUUGAAUUCUAUAAGAUGUGCUGUUUUAAUGAUUGCUAUUAUUUUUGUAUUAUUUUUGGUAAGAUUAAAAAAAAAAAACAUAUAUAUAUAUAAGGUUAUGUCAUUUACAAAACUACAUUUAAGUAGCAGAUAUUCAAGGAAUUUAUUUGAGCUUUACAAAAGUGGAUACUAUUUUUUGAGAAGUAAUAAUAUACCUUCAAAUUCAGUACAUUCAGAAUCAGAAUUGAAUUAUGAUAUUUCCAAUAAUUUAGAAGACAGUAAUUAUAUAAUAGAAGACGAUUUAAAUAAUAUUGAUGAACUUACGUUACACGAAAAAUGUCAAGAAGUAUUCCAUUAUUUAACAGAAGAACAAAUUAAUGAAAUUAUUAAUUCAGUGAGUAAUAGUCAAUAUAAAACAGAAGCUCUUAAUACAUGGUUGCGAAUGCGUCAAAAUGACAAACAUAAAGUUGAUUAUUUAAAAAAUUACUUAUCAGCAUAUUUAGAAGAAUUAAAAGGUGAAUACAAUGUAAAUGAGGAGAAAGCACAGGAAGAAAUGAACAAGUUUAAAGUUACUAUAGAUUCAACGAUACGAGUAAUGGAGGAUUAUUACAGUAAACUUUUUCAUUAUUGUAUUAUAGAUGAACAAUUGCCUCAAACGGAAUAUGAUAAUUUUAUAAAUAAAAGUAGACUUUUUUCUAAUUUAUUUAUAAGGGAUCUACGCAUUACAGGAAAAAGCAAAUUAAAUAAUUGUAUAAUUUAUUCUAAUUGA